AACAAGAUUGACUCAAUUUUUUUGGGCAAAAAGAAGAUGAAAUCGGGGUCGGGUUGGGUCGUGGAAGGAGUUGAGUAAUUUUCUUAAAAUCGGAUAAUUAAAAUUAAUUUGAGAUUUUCCGUCCAAAUAGGGGUAUAUGUGUAAACUUUGUUGACGACAGGAGUAUAUUUGUUCACUUUCACUAACGGAGAAUAAACUUAGCUAAUAAAAUAAAGUAAAGGGUAUAUUUGACUCUUUCCCCUUGUUUAAACGUCCAUUUAUGUACGAGUCAAAAAAUACUAUAACACAUUGACUUACUAUUGAUUCUCUUUGUUUGCACUCCCAUCACACCUUACAAAAAAUGGAGAAUAUUCAACACAAUCAUGUGAAUGUAAGAGGCCUCAAGCUUCACUUUGCAGAGAUUGGAACAGGUCCUGUUGUAGUGUUUCUUCAUGGAUUCCCCGAGAUAUGGUACUCGUGGAGGCAUCAGAUGAUAGCAGUGGCGGAGGCAGGAUUUCGAGGUAUAGCCCCGGAUUAUAGAGGCUAUGGUUUGUCUGAUAUGCCUAAAGAACCUGAGAAGACUAAAUUCAAGGACCUUGUUGAUGAUUUGCUUGACAUGCUUGAUUCAUUGGGCAUCCAGCAGGUUUUUCUUGUGGGGAAGGAUUUUGGAUGUCGAGUAGCUUACCAUUUUGCACUGCUACACCCUGAUAGAGUUUCAGCAGUUGCAACACUUGGAGUUCCAUUCCUUCCCACUGGUCCAGUCACAAUUCCUCGAGAUCCCCUUCCCAGAGGUUUCUAUGUGUUGAGAUGGCGGGAACCAGGGCGAGCUGAAAAGGACUUUGGGCGAUUUGAUACGAAAACAGUAGUUAAGAACAUAUAUAUUCUAUUCUCGGGAAGUAAAAUGCCAACAGCAAAGGAUGAUGAGGAAAUAAUGGACUUGGUUGAUCCUUCUACUCCAUUACCUGCCUGGUUCACUGAAGAAGAUCUUGCAAACUAUGCAUCUCUUUAUGAAAAGUCUGGCUUUCAGACUGCACUGCAGGUGCCUUACAGGUCUCGACAAGAAGAAUAUGGAGUUGAAGAUCUCAAAAUCAAAGUUCCAUGUUUGCUUCUAAUGGGAGAGAAGGAUUACGCCCUUAAGUUUGGUGGAUUAGAGCACUUCAUAUCAAGUGGAAUGGUUAAAGAGUAUGUACCUAAUCUGGAAAUCACAUUCUUACCAGAAGGAAGUCAUUUUGUCCAAGAACAGUUUCCUGAACAGGUCAAUCAGUUGAUCAUCACCUUCCUCAAUAAGCUCAUACGACGAAAAUGAAUCGAAGCGACGUAUUUUUCUACUGUGUGUUUCUCUGAAAUCUCUGAAGUAAAUAAGAUAAUUUCUCGCAGUUGAAUGCUGAUUACAUGUUGAUCAAACUAUACCAUAUCACAAUUUCGGCAUAUCUCUACUUGUAUGUUCAUGUUGAUCAAUAAAUAGGGCAACAGUUGUACA
Molecule: messenger RNA, 1459 nt
Organism: Lycium barbarum (goji berry)
Lineage: Eukaryota; Viridiplantae; Streptophyta; Magnoliopsida; Solanales; Solanaceae
Exons: 5
Coding region: 341-1285 (314 amino acids)
Molecular function (GO): hydrolase activity
Source: RefSeq, a predicted model, not a curated record